AAAAAUCUCUUUUUGUUUCGAGCGAUUGGGAUCGACACUAUGCCUGUGACGACGAGAUCGGCCUGGCUGAAAAGGGCGCGAGAGCGGCUCGCUGUGAGAUCGGACGAUGUAAUUCGUUCUGAGGUCGAGUUUUAUCGUGCCUGGAUCCAGAGGUUGAGGGCUUACAUUCUAGCUUCGCGCCGCAAGUUUGAGCUUUGCUUCCAGUUUGACCGUGUGGACGGGACUGUUGCGUAUCUCGAAACUAUGAUCGAAGAGGGGUUCUUCGUUCCAAAGUGGAGAUGGGAUCGUUUGCUUGAGGAGCGCUCUCGUCGCGAGGCAGCGCUGGCUGCAGUGGAGGUUCCUGAUCUCGAAGAGGGUGAUCUUGAGCCUCUCAACACCAGACCUUUCGAAAGUAAUGCGGAAAUCGAUGCUUGCCGAACUCGGAUCACCGUAUUGCAUCGCUACAUUAAUCAGCUAACGUCCACGGAACAUAUCUUCGUUGAUGGUAACCGUUCUGAAGGAAUCUGCUCGUAUCUUGAGAGUAUGACUGCUAGGGGUGUGGACGUCCCAAUGGACACGUUGGAAGCAUUGCGUAAUGACUGCCGAUCUUUUCGGGAGAAGGUCGAUGAACUGGAGUUCAAUGUGCCUUCUAAUGCCGAUCUGGGAAUAGAGGAUUGAUCGUCUGUGCGUGAUGCUUUAUGUUGCUUGUUUUAUUUUGAACUUGUGCCGAGCAUGGCUUGCUUUUGUUAUUCUGGUGUUGAGCCGAGCACGGCCUUUUGUUGGUUGCUCUUGUUGUUUCGAACUUGUCUGUUCUUUGGUUAUGGAAUAAAAUUAUGUUUUUCCUAUCUUUGGUAUCGAGUUGUACUUUACGGUGCAAGACGUCUCUUGGCUUAUCCUAUUACGUGUCGAAUACCAAAUGUUUAGGGUGGUAGUCAAGAUGAGCUCGUCAUACCUUUUAGGUGCGGCCCUGGUGUCCGGCUUAUCCUGUGGGUGCCACGAGGUCGGCAAGAAAGUGCAAGUGAGAACUUGGCUUAUACAGACUUAACCGCCUGCUAGCUGAAUGCGAGACUGGGCUCGGCUUUUUGG
Camelina sativa (false flax) is the source of this 1065-nucleotide messenger RNA. The record is from RefSeq and is a predicted model, not a curated record. NCBI's taxonomy places the organism in Eukaryota, Viridiplantae, Streptophyta, Magnoliopsida, Brassicales, Brassicaceae.